AUGGAAGAAGAUUCUUUAGCCCGUGCGAUCCCUCUCCUCCUGCAGGCCCUGGAGCUAAGGAAAAAGUACAUACGCGUGAGCAAACAGAACAAAUCUUGGAAGAGGUAUCCUGUUCCCAGCACUCUCUCUGCAGAAAAAGCAAACUCGCACUGGAGCCUUGUGGGCGACUCUGAAGAGCUUCCUUCGAUUUCCGAGUACUACAGAGACAUUGACCUGCUGACUUCCAUUAUUCACAACGGCCCCUUAAAGUCCUACUGUUUCCAGCGCCUUGAGCACCUCGAGCUGCAGUUUAAGAUGCACAUAAACCAGUUCCACAGCAAAGAAAAAAACGAACAGAAAACUCUCUCCAACAAAGAUUUCUACACGGUGGUUAAAGCAGACACGCACUUGCACCACUCUGCAAGCAUGAACUCAAAAAGGCUGCUAAAAUACAUCAAAAAGAAGCUGAGAGAUUCUGGAGCAGAUGUAGUGUACAAAGAUAAGACAGGAGAGAAGCACACCUUAUCUGACAUCUUCUCAGGGAUAAAUAAAACAGUAGAUACGCUCUGUCUGGAUAGUCUUGGCACGCACUCCAAUCUGGAGACAUUUCACAGAUUCGACAGAUUCAACUCUAAAUACAACCCGUACGGCACUCCAAUUCUCAGAGAGGUUUUUCUUAAGCACGAUAACUACAUCGGCGGAAAAUACCUGGCAGAGCUGACACAGGAGCUAAUAGAAGAAAUAGAAGAAAAAGAGUAUCUAAAGUGCGAGUGGGGCAUAUCUCUGUAUGGAAAAAAGGAAAACGAGCUGGAAGUUCUCAGCAGAUGGGUGGAUAAACAUUCGAUAGAAAAUGAGAGUGUGCGGUGGUACAUACAGGUCCCCAGGCUGUACGGUGUGUUCAAAGGGUACGGGAAUGUCAGCAACUAUGCAGAGUUUCUGAGCAACAUAUUCAGCGCCCUGAUAGAGUCAUCACUUCGUCCCAAAGUAGAAAUGUUAUCCAAAGAUAAGAAAAUAGCACACAGCACAGAGGAUAUAAUAGACGCAUUCCUCUGCAAUGUCGUGGGCUUUGACUCAGUGGAUGAUGAGAGCGCCAAAGACAAGAAAAAUCACUUUGAAAAAGGGCAUCCCCUAAAGUGGGCGCACAUGGACAAUCCCCCGUACUCCUACUACAUGUACUACAUGUACUACUACACAGCAGUGGUGAACAGAAUAAGAGUCAGCCGGGGGAAAGACCCGCUUGCAUUUAGGCCCCACGCAGGAGAGUCAGGAGACAUUGACCAUCUGGCGUAUGCCUUUUUGACUGCAAAGAGCAUAGCACACGGCGUCAAGCUAAGAAAGUCUCCAGUGCUACAGUAUUUGUACUACCUAGCACAGAUAGGCAUAGCAAUGUCUCCGCUGAGCAAUAACUCUUUAUUCAUAGAGUAUAGGAAGAAUCCUUUCCCUCUUUAUUUUCAGAGAGGGCUGAAUGUCUCUCUGUCUACAGACGACCCGCUGCAGUUCCACUACACGCGAGAGCCUCUGAUGGAGGAGUACAGCAUAGCUUCGCAGAUAUGGAAGCUCUCAUCGUGCGACCAGUGCGAGAUAGCCAGGAAUAGCGUGCUGAUAAGCAACUACGGAAAAGAGGAAAAAGAGAAAUGGAUAGGAAAGUACGAGGUAGAUGGAAGGCUGGUGAAUGACCAAGCAAAGACAAACGUGCCGCCAACAAGGUUCAACUACAGAAUGAAGAGAAUAUCUGAAGAGUACGCAAUCCUGCAGAAGUACGCGUACAGGAUAGAGCCGCCUCCUGAGUAA
Messenger RNA from Nematocida minor, 1770 nucleotides. Its product is annotated as AMP deaminase. The transcript has a single exon. The coding region runs from base 1 to 1770 and encodes 589 amino acids. NCBI's taxonomy places the organism in Eukaryota, Fungi, Microsporidia. Gene Ontology annotation, cellular component: cytosol. Gene Ontology annotation, molecular function: AMP deaminase activity. The record is from RefSeq and is a predicted model, not a curated record. Gene Ontology annotation, biological process: IMP salvage; AMP metabolic process.